AUGUUCACCUACUUUAACCUGACAGUUCUGGUGCUUGUGCUGACCAGUCCUGAUCAAGUCUAUGCAGGAAAAAUUAUUGGAGGCCACAAGGCUGUGCCACAUAGCAGGCCAUACAUGGUGCUACUGGAGAUUAAAGAUGACAAUAAUCAAAAAAAAUACUGUGCGGGAUUCCUGCUGAGUGAAGAUUUUGUAAUGACUGCAGCUCACUGCCAAGCCAAGUCCUAUCAGGUUUUCUUGGGGAUGGAUAGUUUUUACGACAAAGAAAAAUAUGUUUUGACAGUGAAACAAGCCUUUCCGCAUGCGGACUACUGUAAACAUUCAUACAAAAAUGACAUCAUGCUGCUGAAGCUAUCUUCCAAGGCAAAUAUCACCAACCAUGUGAAACCUAUUGCUUUGGCAGACCACUUUGAUGCCCCCCUUCCAAAGUCCUGUUCAGUCGCCGGCUGGGGAAAAACAAGCAAUGAGAGUAAAUGGAUGUCCCUUCAACUAAUGGAAGUCAAUGUGAAACUUAUUGAUGACGAGGAGUGUGCUGAAGAAGACAUGUUCUGCUCUGAGGGAAAUAUGGGACCAGGAGGGGGAGACUCAGGAGGGCCACUCGUCUGUGACGAUGAAAAAGCCUAUGGGGUGGUGUCGGCAAGCGUGCCACUAUCUUCUGGUUUCACCCUCUAUAUGUACACUAAAAUACCUGACAACCAAGAGUGGAUAAAUUACUUCAUGAAGUACAUUUAA
Molecule: messenger RNA, 729 nt
Organism: Nematolebias whitei (Rio pearlfish)
Lineage: Eukaryota; Metazoa; Chordata; Actinopteri; Cyprinodontiformes; Rivulidae
Product: granzyme G-like
Exons: 5
Coding region: 1-729 (242 amino acids)
Biological process (GO): proteolysis
Molecular function (GO): serine-type endopeptidase activity
Source: RefSeq, a predicted model, not a curated record